GGACAAUGCCUGCCACGCGUCCGAAUUCCUUCUAACCCCGUAGCGGCACGCCAGCGCACAUGCUGAAGGGCUUACCCUGCGUCUGGGGGACUCCUGCUUUGGGAAUCAUGCACUUAAUAUUCAGACUAGCUGUUUUCCUUAGCCUGUGGGGCUGUUCCAACGGUCAGGGACAAACGAAGGAAGAAAGCACAGAGGAAGUGAAAAUAGAAGUUUUGCAUCGUCCAGAAAACUGCUCCAAAACAAGCAGGAAAGGAGACCUGCUGAAUGUUCAUUACGACGGCUACUUGGCUAAAGAUGGUUCCAAGUUCUUCUGCAGCCGGACACAAGAUGAAGGCCAUCCCAAGUGGUUUGUUCUUGGUGUCGGGCAAGUCAUAAAGGGGCUGGACAUCGCCAUGACGGGCAUGUGCCCUGGAGAGAAGAGAAAGGUGAUUAUACCGCCUUCAUUUGCAUAUGGAAAAGACGGUUAUGCAAAAGUCAAGAUUCCACCCAACGCAACUCUGAUUUUUGAGAUUGAACUUUAUGCUGUGACCAAAGGACCGCGGAGCAUUGAAACAUUUAAACAAAUAGACACGGACAACGACAGGCAACUCUCUAAAAUGGAGAUAGAGCUUUACUUACAGAAGGACUUUGAAAAUGAUCCAAAGUCCCAUGACGAGUCGUACCGGAAUGCAGUUUUGGAAGACAUCUUCAAGAAAAAUGACCACAAUGGAGACGGCUUCAUUUCUCCAAAGGAAUACAAUGUGUACCAACAUGAUGAGCUAUGAAUUUAUUUUACUUAUUUGCUGGUAACUUACUGUACUUUGCUUU
Molecule: messenger RNA, 807 nt
Organism: Acomys russatus (golden spiny mouse)
Lineage: Eukaryota; Metazoa; Chordata; Mammalia; Rodentia; Muridae
Gene: Fkbp7
Product: FKBP prolyl isomerase 7
Exons: 4
Coding region: 60-764 (234 amino acids)
Molecular function (GO): calcium ion binding; peptidyl-prolyl cis-trans isomerase activity
Source: RefSeq, a predicted model, not a curated record